Messenger RNA from Pomacea canaliculata, 1895 nucleotides. Its product is annotated as putative ankyrin repeat protein RF_0381. Lineage: Eukaryota; Metazoa; Mollusca; Gastropoda; Architaenioglossa; Ampullariidae. The transcript has a single exon. The record is from RefSeq and is a predicted model, not a curated record. Bases 138 to 1895 code for a protein of 585 amino acids. Gene Ontology annotation, molecular function: protein binding.
UUAGUGGUCUUAGUCAUCAGAUUAUAGAAGAAAUACUGAAGAAAUUGUUUUCAAGCGAAGCAAGAGCACAAACACUGAAAAAUAGUGCACAGACUGCUAUCGUUGCAGCGGCAAACUGCGAGAACUGGGACAUCCUCAUGAUAUUCUUGAUGAUACCCUAUACUCUCCUGAAUGAUGAACCAAACCUAUUGUCAGUCAUAGAGAUGGUGGAUAAAAGCCAGACACUUAGGUCAAAUUGGUCUAUGCAUAUAGAUGUACUAAGCUCAGUGUGGAGACAUUCAAAACAGAAGAUUCUCGACAGCAUAGACAAAAGAGUCCCAAACACCUUGGUACAGCUGGCAGCAGAACUCAACAUGUGGUCACGUGUCUGUGAUCUUCUCGUCACCAAGCCUGACCUGAACCUUCUUGACAGGGAUGGUCUCUCAGUCCUGCACAGACUCAUCAUGUGUCCUGACAGCAGGUUUGACUCUCUUCUUCCGGUUCUUCUGGAAAAUGGCGCCGACUUCAACCUGAAAACAAAGAAAGGAGAAACGGUACUUCAUAUAGCGGCUAAAUAUCAAAAGGUUGAAUAUGUUUCUGAGUGUGUACAACAAGUGGACACAAAGGACUGUGAAAGUUUAACGCCAAAGAUUGCUAGUAAAUAUCACAUUAAGUGUGCGAAGUCAAAACAACAGAUGGUAUCAAAACUUAUAGAUAUGUGCCAUGAACUCGACGAUUGUGAUAGUCUGGGGAACACGCCUGUCAUCUUAGCUGCAGAAAACAACAACGAAGGGUUGCUGAGGCUCUUGCUGGAACAUGGCGCUCGAACGGAUGUUGUCGACGAAGAACAGAGGUCAGUGCUGCAUGUUCUCGCUCUCAAGGGAUCUUCCAUGGUUUCUGAUACUUACACAACCUUGAUCUCUCUGUGUGUGAACAACGGUGUUCAGAUGAACAGCCCAGACAUAAAUGGAUUGACUGCACUUCACCUAGCCGUGAAGUCUCACAACUGGACGUUCAUGAAAUCGUUGGUUAAUUUUGGAGCAGACACAGGACGACCUGAUGGUGAAGGCUACAAUGUUUUACACAGGCUCGCCAUGACUUCAGAACAACUAGAUAAUGUCUGUCAACUUUUUGAUCUUCUUCAUCAGCGAGGGUGUGAUCUGAACGCUGAGUGUCGGGCAGGUGACACCGUUUUGCACCUGGCGGCAAUGAUUGAAAACUUGAAACUAGUCAAGCACCUCAUAGGGCUUGUUACUAGCUUGGAUCGGUGUAACAAACAGGGUUUCACAAUUCUACAUCUUCUUGCUAUAUAUAAGCUUCGACCUCCUGAAGAUGGCCAGAGUUCACCUGAUGAGGUCUGUGAGAACCAUCGCACAGAGUUAUUAUCAGUCAUUGAUAUCUUACUUGACAAAGGAGCAGACUUGGAGCUUCGCUGCUCGAGCGGCGAUACAGCGCUUCACCUGGCGGCGAAACACAAAAACUGGACAUUGUUCACACAUUUGCUUCAGAAAGGAGCAAAGAUUCAAGAGGAUGUGACUGACAAAAUCACCCUUAUCGAAAGAGUUGCUGAAAGCAGCAUGGCAGUCAACGAGCAACUCUACAUUUUUAGCUAUCUUCUUCAACACUGUGCCUUGCAAAAUACACGGAAUCUUCAUGGUGACACGGUCCUUCAAGUUGCCGCCAAACACGAGCAAUGGAUGAUCGUCGAGCAUUUUCUCAGACACCUUGGGGGCAACGCAGACGAGAAAGACAGCGAGGGCUUCACUAUUCUCGAUAGAAUGGCCAUGAGCACAGGUAGGGUAUUCAAAGAAGGGUGGUGUCAGUCCUAUGUCAUAUAUUUUAUAAAACAUUCGAGACCUCGGAGCAAUGUAGAACUCAUUCGCCUCACUGACAUGGCUGCCAGAGCAGGAAUGUAG